Molecule: messenger RNA, 3837 nt
Organism: Benincasa hispida (wax gourd)
Lineage: Eukaryota; Viridiplantae; Streptophyta; Magnoliopsida; Cucurbitales; Cucurbitaceae
Product: transcriptional corepressor SEUSS-like
Source: RefSeq, a predicted model, not a curated record
CAUCUCUGUGAGAGACAGAAACGAGGUAAAAAACAGAAGAAAAAGAAUGAAGAAAAUUCAAUCCGAUCUAAUACAAUUUUGACGUCCGCAAGGACACAGUUUCCCUUUCUCUCUCCUCUCUCUCUCUCUCUCUCUCUCUCUCUCUCUCUCUAAGUUACAGCGAGAAAACAGGCCGUGCUUACUGUGGGAGAAUCCUUCCAUGAGUUCACACACUCUGAAAUCUAUGCCUCUAAGCUUCUUCAGCUGACAUAUUCCAAUUUCAAGUUCUGCAACGAAGAAGAACAACCACGAAGAAGAAGGAAGAUAGCUUAAACCUCCACAAUUUAGUCAAUUUGGGGUCUCCUUUGUUGUUCUUGAUGUUCUUUGUUUGAUAUUUUGAGACUUUCAAGCUGUUUUUCAGUUGCUGAGAUUUAUACGGAACAUCGAGGUUUGAUCCUCUCGGGAAGACACUGGGAUUCUAUAAUGGUCAGAACCGGAAGGAGUUCCUUCAUUUCGGCUUCCUUUGGUCUCUGGCUUGUGUUUGGGAAAACUGAAUACAGCAUGCUCAGGCUCGAAACUAAUCCACUUAUAUCUCUGCGAGAUAAUGAACCUGUAGCCUGUAGGGUUGGGUAUUGGGAAGAAUGCUCUUUGAGUCUGAGUUGAGCUUUGUUUCAAUUUUCCUCCCAGGUUAACUGUAUUCUAUUUCUUAGGUAGGUUUCUCUUUCUACAGCGAGUGAUUCUAGCCCGUGAUUGGGAAAGAUGGUAACAUCGGGGCCACCCACUCCUAUGGGUGGUGGUGCACAGUCUGUUUCACCCUCAAUUCUACGGUCUAAUUCUGGAUUGCUGGGAGUUCAAGGUGGUAUGCUUCCUUCUCAGGCAGCAUUUUCUUCACUUGUAUCGCCUCGCAAUCAGUUCAAUAAUAUGAAUAUGCUUGGUAAUAUGUCCAAUGUGUCAUCUCUCCUUAAUCAAUCAUUUGGGAAUGGGGCUCCUAAUGCACAUCCUGGUGCGGAGCCAGACCCUCUUUCUGGUGUUGGCAAUGGAAUGGGCUUUAAUAAUCCUUCGUCAUCAUUUGUAGCAUCCAAUAUGACAAACCCCGUUUCAUCUGUCCAAGGGCAGAAUCCACAAUUUUCUAACCUUUCUAGCAGCCAGUUGUUAUCAGAUCAGCAGCAGUCGCAACAACUAGAUCCCCAGAACUUCCAACAUAGUCAACAGUCGAUGGAACAGUUUUCUGCCAUUCAGAGCAAUCAACAACCACAAUUUCAAGCAAUGCGAGGGUUGGCUGUUGUUGGACCUGUUAAGUUGGAGCCUCAAGUGACCAGCAAUGAUCAACAUGGACAGCAGCAGCAACAGCAGCAACAGCAUUUGCAAACUUUGAGAAACCUUGGUCCAGUGAAAUUAGAAUCACAACGACUUCAGUCGAUGAGAGGUUUGGCACCAGUAAAAAUGGAACCCCAACAAUCGGACCAGUCAUUAUUUCAGCAGCAGCAGCAGCAGCAGCAACAACAACAUCAGCAUCAGCAUCCGCAUCAACAGCAACAGCAAUCGCAACAAUUUCUCCAUAUGUCUAGACAGUCCUCUCAGGCAGCGGCUGCCCAAAUUAAUCUAAUGCACCAACAAAGGCUUUUACAAUUGCAACAACAACAUCAGCAACAUCUCCUAAAAAGUAUGCCUCCUCAACGGCCACAAUUGCAACAACAUUACCAACAGCAGAACCUUUCUCUGAGAUCUCCUGUUAAACCAGGAUAUGAACCUGGAAUGUGUGCCCGGCGUCUGACUCAUUAUAUGUAUCACCAACAACACAGACCUGAAGACAACAACAUAGAUUUCUGGAGGAAAUUUGUUAACGAGUACUUUGCACCUCAUGCCAAAAAGAAAUGGUGUGUUUCCAUGUAUGGAAGUGGACGACAAACAACAGGAGUUUUUCCUCAGGAUGUAUGGCAUUGUGAAAUAUGCAACCGCAAGCCCGGGCGUGGCUUUGAAGCAACUGCUGAAGUUCUUCCCAGGCUUUUUAAGAUCAAGUAUGAAAGUGGUACCAUGGAGGAACUACUUUAUCUUGACAUGCCUCGUGAAUAUCAUAAUGCAUCUGGUCAGAUCGUUUUGGAUUAUGCAAAAGCGAUACAGGAAAGCGUUUUUGAGCAACUUCGCGUUGUCCGCGAUGGCCAACUCCGAAUUGUUUUUUCUCCAGACCUUAAGAUAUGUUCAUGGGAAUUCUGUGCUCGGCGCCAUGAAGAACUUAUUCCUAGGAGAUUAUUGAUACCUCAGGUUAGUCACCUUGGAGCAGCAGCUCAAAAGUAUCAGUCUGCCAUUCAGAACGCAUCAUCCAAUCUAUCAACUCCUGAAUUGCAAAACAAUUGUAACAUGUUUGUGGCUUCAGCACGACAGUUAGCUAAAGCCUUGGAAGUUCCGCUGGUGAAUGACUUGGGAUAUACAAAGAGAUACGUACGUUGUCUUCAGAUAUCCGAAGUGGUUAAUAGCAUGAAGGACUUGAUUGAUUACAGCAAAGAAACAGGAAUUGGGCCAAUGGAUAGUCUAGCAAAGUUUCCUCGGAGGACUAGUUCAUCAUCGGGGCUUACAAAUCAAGCUCACAUUUCUGAUGAGCAGCAACAACAGCAAUCAUCCAUAGCCCAGCACUCGAAUAACAACCAGGGUUCCGUCCAGGCUUCUGCAGUGCAGCAGCUUACAGCUAGCAAUGGUGUGACCAGUGUAAAUAACACCACCAACCAACCUUCAACAUCAAACUCAGCGAGCACCAUUGCUGGGCUUCUUCACCAGAAUUCAAUGAACUCCAGACAGCAGAACUCUAUGGCUAAUGCUAGCAACUCAUACGGGGGAAGUUCUGUUCAGAUUCCAUCUCCUGGUUCUUCCAGUACAAUUCAACCUACGCAACCGAACCCUUCUACAUUCCAGCCACCUACUCCCUCAUCAUCUAACAAUCUUUCACAACCAUCGCAUGCAGCUGCAAAGAAUGCCAAUCAGAUGAGUGCUGCUAAUUCUCCUGCAAAUAUCUCUAUGCAACAACCUGCCUUGUCUGGAGAUGCUGAUCCUGGUGAUACACAAUCCUCCGUGCAAAAGAUCUUACAAGAGAUGAUGAUGAAUAAUCAAAUGAAUGGGCCGAAUAGUCUGGUCGGUGUCGGUUCGGUGGUCAAUGAUAUGAAAAACUCGAAUGGAGUCUUACCUACAAGUAGUACAGGUCUCAACAAUGGGAAUUGUAUAGGGGGGAAUGGAGCAACGAACGGUGGCCCAGGAAUGGGAGGAGGUGGAUACGGAUCAAUGGGGAGUGGGCUUGGACAGCCUGCCAUGGUUAAUGGAAUGAGGACUGCAAUGGGGAAUAACUCCAUGAUGAAUAGACGAAACGGAAUGGCAUCGUUUGCUCUAGAACAAAGCAUGAAUGGUCAACCGCAAGAUUUGGGAAACCAGCUUCUUAGUGGUCUAGGAGCUGUAAAUGGCUUUAGUAAUCUCCAAUUUGGCUGGAAGUCAUCCCCAUGAAGAAAAGCUAUAUAUAUGGAUCAUCAGUUUAUGGAUUGGUGCUUAAUCUCAUUCAAAUUAUGAGAAUUUGCCGAUGGCCCUGCAAGAGAUGGCAGGCACCGCAUGGCAAGGCAGGUACGGGGCAUAAUGAUUCACACUUUGUACCAAUAUAUUUGCUUUUUAUUAUAUUAUACGAAAGGGAAAGUCUGACGGCUGGUGAUGGGUGGUGAUAGGGGCAGGUUGUCUGUGAUUUCAAAUGUAACCUGUCUAUUUCUAUAGUUUUUUUUCUUUUUCUUCUAAUAUUUGGCCUUUUUAGCAAUUUUGAUUGUCUGUCUACCUUCCUUUUCCUCAGCCAUUUUAAGUUUUAUUUAUGGUUUACAAGGAAUUUGAUCA